AUGUCGCCCACGAGCAAGGAUAAGCCGAGUGAUGAGGAGAUCCACAACGAAGACUCCGAAACGCUACGAUCGCUGUCGAAGUUAAAGCUUCAAAUUCCCUCUCAAGGCGUUUUACUUUCACCGCGAGGAACACCUGUUUCGUCUCCGCAUAACACUGGCACGUAUACUGCCGACCAGAUGCUAAAGAUCCAAACCGAUUUAAACAAUGGUGUGCCCGUCGAAGCUAUUGGUAAGUUGGACGCGACUCCCGAACAGGUGCCGACAAAGAAAACUGUCAAAUCGAGUCCCGAUGAGCAGCCUCAAAGGACGCCGUUGCUCAAAACACCAAGCUUUCAUUAUAUCACCAAUGGUACCGGACCCAUCAGCUCUAGAUCCAGUCGAGGAAGCAACAAUUACCAAAAGUUACGCACCCUUUUUUCGAACCAAAGCAAUGGCUCUUCAGGACCUAUGUCUGCGACCGUCGAAGGCGUGCGUCCCCAUUCAUCCAUAUUGCGGUCAAACUUGAACACAAAAUACUCACAGCAGUACCAGCAACAGGAGAUGUUGUAUCUGAACGGUAUCAACAAAUUCAAAAACAGGUAUAAGGUGAACGACGAUUACUAUAACAAAUCGGUGGAUAUCGAGGAUGACGAUGAUCCAGCGGAAGUUACAGUGGAUGAGGAUCCAGAGGCCCUUAAAAUACAAGACAAACUUGAGGAGUUCCAAGAGGACCUGAGUCAAGAUGAUAGCAAGGAAUUCAAGGCGUUGAAAGCUUUGAGUCAUCAGGUGGGAAUGACCAGUAAUGAGUGGGAAAAACCAUCAGAGUAUCGACUGGACUCCACGGUUCUUCUCGAUAUACUGAAUCAAAGCGAUGAUAUACAGUUAAAGCACACCGAUGACAAUGCUGCCAUCUUGGAACGUCUUGAGUGGCAAUCUCUUCUGCAAUCCGUUCUCACUGGUGACGUCUUGACGGGAGAAAAGACAAAGUUGAUCAAGCCACUCAAUGAAGUGGAAGGUGAAAGUUACUUGCGCGCCUCGUACAAAGAGGAUCUUUGGAUAGGGAUACGGUCCAAACUCUUCGGUAGAACAGAAGAAGACCAGAAAAGACUUGUGCAAUACCACAGGGGCCUUGUUGAUGAAAUUCUUGACGAAAUCAUGAAUUUCAGACUGGAAAUGCCAGAAGAAAUCCAAAACUCGCCUUAUAUCACACAAGUCAGGUUUGGAUUUGACAAAGUCAACGAUUUACUUAAUAGGUAUGAACGUUGUCAGGAACUUUGGAGGGCUCAGAAGGAGAUGGAAAAUGAAAAACCUUUGUGUGGAACACCUGAAUUCACGUCCCGCUUGCACGCACUUAUCGCAUGGACCUCAAUUACGUGUGCUAUCGAGCGAGAAUCUGAUGUGUUGAAGAAAUGGGUUGGCAACGACGAUCUCGAUAUUCUAAGGUCUCCUGGUCCUUCGUCUGCAGGUAGCGAACUUCCAGAACCGGAAUACCAAGAUGAUCAAGACCACUCAGACAGCGAGACCAGUUCCAGCAGGAAUAAGAAUGGAAACAUAUUCAAGGAAGACAGGUCUUUUGUGGAAAGAAUCAUGAAAGAGAAAGACAUUGAAGACUUAUUCAACAAGAGAUUAUUUGCUAGCUGUGCACAUUGGACUUUUAAAGCGAAAGAGUCGUAUCUUGAGUACCAGCAAUAUUUUGAAAAGCUAAAUCUUCCCUCUUAUGUUGACUCUCUAUUGGUCCUCGCAAUGUUCCCAUCCAAGUUGAUGAAAGAAUUAGUAAACACCAGACUCUCAUACGCCAAAAAAUUGAGAAAUCCCACAAUGAUGAUGAUUGAUCAAGUUCUUGAGGAUUUCAAACUGUACAUCACUCUCGCGCUAGAGAUCCGCACAUCAUUCCUCGAAUACUGUUCUCCUCGUGAAGGCUGGAUAUCAUCGCUGGACUACCAAGACGCAGAUUUCGACAACGCUAUUUUGGAGUGUGUUCAUCACUAUCUAUUGUUGUUGAACAGAAAGUUAUUGGAUUCUCCAAAGUCAUCAAAAUCGUUCAGAACAUUUAAAGAACCAGAAGAACUCGAACGCGAAUGGUCCUUCCUUCAAAACCUUGGAUUUUACAUUGAAGGCGGCUCUGCAGAGGUUGCAACCCAAUUCAGCAUACUAACAUCUAAGCUCGUCGCUAGGCUACAUCAAUACAUGCAACAACAGUUCCAGGGACCUCCUUACGAUGGCACUCCGUUGGACAAGCAUAAGAUGGUCAGAUGGUAUACGUCGAUGAUGGAGAACUUUGGUCAACUGAAGAGAAAGUUCUUCCGUUUCCAUGCGAUUCUCAACUUUUAUUUCCAAAACUCCAUAUUGUACAAUUUGAAUGGUGCGCGCAUGAAGAAAUUCUUGGAUAUGCUGAAAGAAAGUAACCAUGUUCUUUAUCACAACGCGCAGUUGGCGGAGGAAGGUGUCUACGUUUUUGCAUCGGAAUCCAUUGCGAGUAAGCCAUACGAGGUUUCUCGCAUCUUAAAGAGUUCGCAUCUUGGUGUUGAUUUCAGCAAGAUACCUAAAAGACACAUGGAAGCUGCGGAAAAUUAUACUUACUAUGCUGAGCCUAUUUAUGCUGAAGCUGAACACUUCGGCGAGAACCAAAAUGAGUUUGAUGAGAGCUAUGAUUACGUUCUAGUGGUUUAUCCCGCCAAAGCGAUGAUGUGGGACGGUAUUGUUCUGCCACUAGAUCUCACCUCCCUACCUCUAGGCAACCUUGACAAAGGAAAAGUUUUGUUAAUUUCCAAGGGUGGCUCUUCGUCCAAGGUUGAUGAUUGUGCAAACUGGUUCAAGGAAUGUGUGGGGAAUACUAUAGGUUCAGCAGUUGGCAAAAGAUGCUCUUUGCCAAAAGUGCAAAGAGAACUUCAAGUCAUAUCAAAGCAAUUUUUCAGAAUGUCGUGCUUUGUCAUUGAUGCCGUGCCUUCCGUGAGAAAUCAAUGUCGAGGAAUAGCGGAUACGCAAGAGCUGGCAAAUACCGUGUUCACAUACAUUCGUGAUUCAGGCCGCGAUUUCCUGAGGACGUUUGACAAUGCUCGAAAAUCUGUACUCAUCUUGAAGCUGCUCCAGUUCGCUAUCGAGUGGUUGAGUUUUAUUGUGGAUGAUUGUAUACCCACAGACCCUAAGACAUUCAGAUGGUGUGUUUCUGCUUUGGAGUUUGCCAUGGAUAUUACGACCGGAUUCAAUAUUCUAACUCUAGACAGCGAGAAAUUCUACAGACUGAAGGACAAAGUUGCAGGGUGCAUGUCUUUACUCAUAUCCCAUUUCGAUAUUAUGGGAGCCAGAACCAAGGAAAUGCAGAAAAAAAGAAUGCUCAACUACCAGUCCAUUUCAGAAAAAGACUUGUUUACGCUUGAUGACGAAAGCCUAAGCUCAUUGAGAGAACACAUUAUGUACCAAAUUGGCCGUUUGGAGGAAGAGAGAAGAUUGCUACAAGUCGAGCAACAAUCUGUUGGCCGUGUCCUCGAUGAUACGGAUACCGACAACCAGUUCCUGACAUACCUUGCCUCCUCCUUCUCAUCAGUCUCCAUCAGGUGGCAGAAAGGAAAAUUCUUGGGUGGUGGAACUUUUGGUUCAGUUUACGCAUCAAUUAAUCUGGAUACUGGAGGAGCUUUAGCGGUGAAAGAAAUCCGGUUCCAGGACAGACAGUCUAUCAAAUCCAUUGUGCCGGCCAUCAAGGGUGAGAUGACUGUGCUGGAAAUGUUGUCGCAUCCAAAUAUUGUUCAAUUUUUCGGUGUUGAAGUUCAUCGCGACCGUGUUUACAUUUUCAUGGAGUAUUGCAGCGGUGGAUCUUUGGCAAGUUUGUUGGAAUAUGGUCGUAUUGAGGAUGAGUCUGUUAUUCAACUCUAUACACUUCAAAUGCUUGAAGGUCUUGCUUAUCUCCAUCAAUUUGGUAUUGUGCAUAGAGACAUCAAACCGGAAAACAUACUUCUGGACCACAUGGGUGUCAUCAAAUUCGUUGAUUUUGGAUCUGCUAAAGUGAUUGCAAUGGCUGCACACGGUAACACCUCCAAUACCACAGGUGGCUCAUCCAGCAGCGGAGGCAACGGCAGUGGUUCCGGCACUGCCACUUUGAACUCGAUUCUCCAUUCUGGACGCAAAACGCAGGCGUUGACUGGCACGCCGAUGUACAUGUCGCCGGAAACUAUCAGAGGCGAAACCAUUGGCAAGUUUGGUGCCAUUGAUAUCUGGUCGUUGGGAUGCUGUUUGUUGGAAAUGGCUACCGGAAGACGGCCAUGGGCUAAUUUGGACAACGAAUUUGCCGUGAUGUAUCAUAUUGCUGCAGGACAUCUUCCUCAAUUCCCAAGCAACGACCAAUUAAGCAUUCAAGGACAGCACUUCCUGGCGAAGUGUCUGGAUAUUGAUCCAACAAAGCGUCUUACUGCGGUGGAGCUUCUACAGGAUCCAUGGAUUCAAGCUAUCCGGAAUGAAGCAUUUAGUGAUUCGAGCAAUAGCUCGACUACGGAGCUCUCAGGAGAGCACACUCCAGUAUAA
Messenger RNA from Ogataea angusta, 4494 nucleotides. RefSeq lists its product as uncharacterized. Gene Ontology annotation, biological process: protein phosphorylation. The coding region runs from base 1 to 4494 and encodes 1497 amino acids. NCBI's taxonomy places the organism in Eukaryota, Fungi, Ascomycota, Pichiomycetes, Pichiales, Pichiaceae. Gene Ontology annotation, molecular function: ATP binding; protein kinase activity. The transcript has a single exon. The record is from RefSeq and is a predicted model, not a curated record.